Molecule: messenger RNA, 695 nt
Organism: Durio zibethinus
Lineage: Eukaryota; Viridiplantae; Streptophyta; Magnoliopsida; Malvales; Malvaceae
Product: small ribosomal subunit protein uS13c-like
Biological process (GO): translation
Cellular component (GO): small ribosomal subunit; mitochondrion; ribosome
Molecular function (GO): structural constituent of ribosome; RNA binding
Source: RefSeq, a predicted model, not a curated record
UAUUUAGGGCAGGAGAGGAGAGGAAAAAGUUACUUCCAACCUCUCGAGCUCUUCCUUUCACUCUGUUUGGAUAUCGAGAAAAUUGAAAGGAAAAUGGCGCAAACCAUGGCGAUGCCCGUGGCAUCCUCUCUCUCCUUUGUAUGCAACAAAAUUAGCUCCAUUUCUCUCUCUAACACUGCUUCCCUCCCAGUUUCAAAUCCUCCAAAGUAUCGUCGUCUAAUCAUUAAAAACGUUCGUGUUGGAGGAGUGGAAAUUCCGAACAACAAGAGAGUGGAAUUCUCUCUUCAGUACAUCCAUGGGAUUGGUCGUUCCAGGGCUCGUAAAAUUAUCUGGGAUCUCCAAAUGGAGAACAAAAUCACCAAAGAUUUGUCUGACGAAGAACUCAUUACGAUUCGUGAUGAAGUCUCCAAGUAUAUGAUUGAAGGCGACUUGAGGCGGUUCAAUGCUCUUAAUAUAAGGCGAUUGAAGGAGAUUCAGUGCUAUAGAGGGAUUCGCCAUAUCCAGGGCUUGCCUUGUAGAGGACAGCGCACAAAAAACAACUGUCGGACUUUGAAGGGUAAGAAGGUUACUAUUGCUGGAAAGAAGAAAACCCCUCGUUAGUCUAACUGCUUCCGUUCUGAUGAAGUGAUUGCAUGAUUGUAAUUUUAGUUUCGAAAUGAAUACAUUGUAGUACAAUAUGAUUUUAUUUUUUUUCU